AUGACAAGUGAUUACUACUUCAGGAAAUGGAAAAAGUGCCUUGAAACAUUAAAAAAUUUAGUAGAACUUGACACAGAGUAUCAGAUAUCAAAGGCUCACGACCAGCAAAUCUGUGAAACCGCUCAACGACUAAAUGGAGUACUUGGAAACUAUAUCGUAAGCUACAACGAGGCUUUAGAAUGUCUACAACAUAACUUACAAAUUCAGAAAACUGAAUACAUUUAUAAUAUUGUGAAGACAAUAGAAGCUAGGAUUUUAGAGCUUAAAGGUCAAUUGAGGCAGCUGGAAGGUUCCUAUUGCCAGUUUUUGACCAAUGGAUUGAUAGAACACAAAAUAACUCCUCAUGACACAGAGUUUUCUAAUAUUUCUUCAAAAUACGAGAGACCUAAAAACAUUAAGAUAUUGAUAGAUGAAGCUUUACUGAAAGCUAAGGAAAUGAAAGAAAAAGAUGUACAUAACAUUGGCAACAAAGAAAACGUAAAGCCCGAAGACGAAUUCCUACAAAACUUUAAUUGGUGGGAAGAUCAAUCUAAAGUAAAAGACGAACAACCUAAAGGAAUAAAUAUCACUGCAAUCUAUGAGGUCAAAGAAGUGAUAUCUGAAGAGACAUUGAAGAGGAAGGAACUUAUAUCAUUAAUACAGACACAUGAACUUACUAGGCAAGUCACAAGAAGGAACUUGUAUCAAGCACAAAAGAGAGAAAUAUGGGAGGAAGAAUUAAAAGGUACUUUAAGCCCAGCAGCACCAUUGCCUUUAAGAGAAAAAAGUGCAAAACUGAUACAGAGAGUUGUGAGGUACGAAGAGGCUAGAUUCUUCUAUGACAUUCCUAAAGAAAAUCGGGGUGGUAUAGUCUCAAUCAUCAAGGAAGAAGUUCCAUCACCUUCAGAGUGGUUAGACAAAUAUGAAACUUACUUGGAAAUGAAGAAAUCUAACAAAAUGAAAACAUCCUACCAACUUAAAUGGGAACAACAAGAGACAAAGGAAGAAGAGACCAAGUUGAAAAGAGAAGAGUUACAGAAAAAGAAAUUAGAAGCAGAGUUACUUAAAAAGAUUAUGAAAAAUCCAACCUUACAUCCAGGAUAUCAUUAUCCUAUGUCAAAAAAGACUCAUAACAUUGUAGAGGCUUUGGAACAAUAUUUUGAAAGUUGGAACGAUCUAGACAAAGAAGAGAUUAUAGCUGUAAAAGAAAAAUACGUUAAAAUUGUAGAUGAAGAACGUUUAUGUAUGGAAGCUAAGAUAGAAGUUUGUAAGUCAGUUAAAGAUGAUAUGAGGACCGAAAUAAAAAUUUUGAAGAAAGCUUUAAAAGAUGAGUAUCUAAGAAAUGGAGAGAAAAUGCCAGAGCAAAUGAAGAAAAAAACACAAAAGCCUAAAAGCCCUCGCAAGCUGAAAAUAAAACAGACGGAUAAUAAUAUUUUCGACAAAUUAACUGAUCUCGCAGUAAAGGGACACCUAAAAGAAUAUCCGCUAACAAAUUUCGAAGACUUCCUCGGGGACUUGAAUUACGCCGGCGCUGAUCGCAGAUGUGCUUUACAACAAACUCUACAUUUCGGAGGAGAAUCAAGAGCUCUAUGGUGGGAGAGAUGUAGAGACGUAAUUCAUGGAUUUAAACGAGUAUUAUUGGUGGGGCCAAAGCAAAGUGGGAAAACAACCUUAGUUCAUGUUAUGGCUACAGUAAACGAUGCUGUAUUGUACGAACUAAGUCCAGCUCAGAUAGAGAUAGAAAAUCUAAAUAUAGAGUACUUACAACAGUUAGUCAAUUCUAUAACAACUUGUGCGAAGAUGACGCAACCUUCCAUUAUCUAUAUUAAAUAUGUUCAUAAGCUCUACUGGACAAAGGCAGCUGUG
Messenger RNA from Brenthis ino (lesser marbled fritillary), 1845 nucleotides. The record is from the annotation of a GenBank genome assembly. NCBI's taxonomy places the organism in Eukaryota, Metazoa, Arthropoda, Insecta, Lepidoptera, Nymphalidae.